This is a messenger RNA of Manduca sexta (tobacco hornworm), 1463 nucleotides long. RefSeq lists its product as uncharacterized. Lineage: Eukaryota; Metazoa; Arthropoda; Insecta; Lepidoptera; Sphingidae. The transcript is spliced from 3 exons. The record is from RefSeq and is a predicted model, not a curated record. The annotation marks the transcript as partial.
GUCCGGUACUACGGCCGUGACGGUGACAACGAUGGGACAAGCGCCGCGUUCCUACACCAUCCGAGACAGUGCAUGGACAUUGUGCGAUGGCAUCAUACAGUAUCCAUCUACAAGUUUCAACGUGUUCAAUGAACUUUUGUCCGUACCGAAGUGCAUUGGACAAGAGAUAUCAUCGAGGCGAGACCCUUGCGUGUUCAGCUCAGUUAUAAAAUACGAAACUGUACCAAUACAGCGACAACUAGAAUACACUGAAGACGAUUACCUAUGCCUCAAAUCCAGCUUCAACACCACGCUUGCGCAAUACAUGAGCGUCACAAGGAAUCUCAUUAACGAAACAUGCAAAAACGGUCUAAUACGCAGUCUCACUGACAACAUAAUGGAAUGUGGUCUAAGAAUGAUGUCUGAAUACACCUUCUACCCUCACCGGGGCUCUACAGCAUCAGGAUUACCCCUCGAAUACUGUACAGAGCGCGACGGCUCCUGCAAACUGAUCAUUGCGUGGCACAUCUCCAAUACAACUGUGGAAAACUUCGAAUUUCUCAAAAACGAGCAAAGCUUUAAAAAGUUUUUCAUUAAACCUAGUACUUAUAUUGAACAUUUUUAAAUAAAAAAAAAUAUAUAUUUUAUGUAACAAGAUGUAAAAGUCUUUUUUCCUUAAUAUGAAAUGUAAUUCAUAGUGGAAGUAGGUAGGUAACGAAUCAUCAAUUGUAGAUGAUUUUUUUAUCAAACCAUGCGCAUAGCUUCUAGAGAUUAUUUGAAGAGGUUCCUGUGCCUCAGAUAUUAAUAAAAAUACUUCCAUGUUUCUAUAAUUUUCGUGGUAUUAAAUUCGCAGUAAGCGGUCUCAACUUUCUGGGGCGGGUACCACACCUCUUGGGUGAACAAUGAGCACGAGCCAGGAUCCGGAGCUUCACCUACAAACCAAACUUUAGGGUACCUAUAUUGGUACGCAUAGAUACUUAUACCUGUACAUAUUUUUUUCAGUGUACAAUAAUUCCGUAUCUAUUUCCACAUAAUUUACGAAAACAACCAAGCAGUCAUCUAUGAAGGUACGGACAUCUGCUGAAAUAAUGCCAUACACUACAAUGUCAGUUAGGUACAUUUUCCUGAUAAUUAAAAAAAAAUAUAUUAUGAAAUUACUCACGCAUUGGACCUAAAUAGUUUUUUUUUUUAUACAUACUUAUAACAUAUUAUGGGGUUUUAUAAUGAGUUGUCUGUAAGUACUGUAUCUAACUCCUUAUCAUAAGUACCUAUUAUCCUUUUGUUCAUGAUGCGAUACCACGUAUAUAUUUGUUAUUAGUCUUGAUUUUUAUUUAAAACUACCUCCUACCUACAUGUACAGGUAUAUAAAUACUUACAUAACCGUAUGGCGAGACGAUCAGGUUUCUUGCAUUAUGGUUAAUGUUUAAUUGAUGAUAAUUCAAUAAAUUAAUAAAAACAAAUACCAAUAAACGAAUUAUAUUUUA